AUGCGGGGUUUUGCUCCGCUCUCCUCUCCCUCUCUCAUCUCCAUCUCCCUUCGUCCUCAUCAUCACCAUCUUCCCGCCAUGACACCAUCCCCCUCACCAGCCUCAGCCUCAACAUCCGCCCUCCCUCCCCCAUCCUCGGACCGCAAACCCAAACGCAAACGCGUCUCUCGAGCGUGCGACCAAUGCUUCCUCAAAAAGGACCGAUGCGACGGUCUCCAACCCAUCUGCACCUUCUGCACCACCCUCUCGCGCACGUGCACCUACGAUCGACCCGAACGAAAACGCGGUCCCACCCAAGGACUGAGGCCUAGACUGGAAGCGCGCAUCGCUGCGCUCGAGACGGUGUUGGGGUUUGUGCUGGAGCGUAAUGAAGUGGAUGUGGGAGGGUUGAAAGGUGCGGGAGAGGGGGAGAGGGAGAAGUGGAGGAAGAACUGGUGGAAGAGUACCGUGAGGGAAGGGUUGGAGCGCGAAUUUGGGUUGCGAGAAGAUCUCGUCUCGAACACCGCAGCGGGAUUGGUGGGGAAUGAAGUCAAACUGGAUCGAAUCGACAAAGUCGACGAUGAAUCGGACCAGGAUUCAGACGUAGACCUUGCCCUCCCCCCCACGCAUCAACCCCCCUCCUCCUCCUCCAUCACCGCUACCGCCAUCUCCCCACCCAAAACGACCACAACCACCACCACCACCUCCAAUCCCACCAACAACGACGACGAGAUCUCAGACUCGGACUCCGAAUCCCACUUCGCCAUCCCCCUCCUCUCCUCCGGAAUCGGAGGCUCCUCCCUCAACCGCGGUCUGGUUCCACGCGGUGCAGAUCCCAACGCCGCACUCGGCGGAUUCGAGAUCGAAUUCGGCGGAAAUCAGACCGACGAGGAUUGGGUCAGAAGCUUCGUCCCUCCCAAACACAGAGGUCGACACGAGCAGAGAGGGUCACGCUAA
Messenger RNA from Pseudozyma hubeiensis SY62, 936 nucleotides. Its product is annotated as C6 transcription factor. Lineage: Eukaryota; Fungi; Basidiomycota; Ustilaginomycetes; Ustilaginales; Ustilaginaceae. The coding region runs from base 1 to 936 and encodes 311 amino acids. Gene Ontology annotation, molecular function: DNA-binding transcription factor activity, RNA polymerase II-specific; zinc ion binding. Gene Ontology annotation, biological process: positive regulation of transcription by RNA polymerase II. The record is from RefSeq and is a predicted model, not a curated record. The transcript has a single exon.